GGGGGGAAAACAAGUGCGUGGAGCCAAGAAACAGGUCUGACCUCAGUUACUGGAACUAAGCAAGGUGCUGUUUUAAAGAGUCUCUAAAGUGAGGGUGUGAGUAUACAUUUUUGAGCCAAGACAACAUGAACACCACUGAACCAGGCUCCAACUUCACUUUUACGUCCAACACAGAAAAUGUCAUUCUGUCCAGCCUGACGACCACCACCACCAUCUCUCCCACCACCUCACAGCCUCCAUCCUAUUCCUCAGACAUCCACGACCCAGAAUUCACCAUCAUGGUGGUGCUGGGAUUAUCACUGCUGCUGGCAGGGGUAGCCGCCUUCCUGGCGGUGUGCCGGCCCUCGGAACAGGACGGGGACUCGGAGGCGAGCUGCGGCCCAGGAGAGAGUUUGACCCGUGGAAGAAGUCGGUCCACUGAGCCGCAGCUCAAGGUGUGGAAGAGGCUGGGAUCAUAUCGCCGUUCAUACAACAUUUCCUUCAGACGACCGCCCCAACGCAGGCCGCACGAGCGCGAGAGCUCACACACAGCCAGGUCUCCAGCCCGACAGACAACACAGCCAGAAGCCAGUGUGGAGCCCCAUCUCACUAUGCCUUGUCUAUUUGACUAUGUCACUGAAAUCUGAUUCGAGGGCCGGCUGAGGGCUGACUGACUAUCUUAUGGCUGGUGCUACGAACAUCACGAUACCAUGAUACCAGGUGUGGGUGAAGAGUACAGGAAGAUAAUGUUAAUUAUGUUUAUCUGUUUAAACAUUAUUUGAAUGCUAGGUGGAUGAGGUUUGCAACAAAACAAAAGUGCUUAACAUUUCUGAUCAUUUCAUCCUUUAUAGCAGAUAAUGUUUGUUGGCAUAGAUUUCUUUUUUUUCCUUCAGCACAGCUCUGCAGUAUGUGUAGAAAUGCAACCAGAGCCAAAAAGGAGACCACUCUGACUGAUUCUUUGUGUUUUAUGAUUUUUACGAUAUGAAAUAAAAUGACAUUUAAGUUUCA
Cottoperca gobio is the source of this 987-nucleotide messenger RNA. RefSeq lists its product as uncharacterized. The coding region runs from base 126 to 626 and encodes 166 amino acids. The transcript is spliced from 2 exons. Lineage: Eukaryota; Metazoa; Chordata; Actinopteri; Perciformes; Bovichtidae. The record is from RefSeq and is a predicted model, not a curated record.